Messenger RNA from Lytechinus pictus (painted urchin), 1414 nucleotides. RefSeq lists its product as uncharacterized. The coding region runs from base 97 to 480 and encodes 127 amino acids. The record is from RefSeq and is a predicted model, not a curated record. The transcript has 2 exons. NCBI's taxonomy places the organism in Eukaryota, Metazoa, Echinodermata, Echinoidea, Temnopleuroida, Toxopneustidae.
GCAAAUUGUAUAUUGUGUCCAGCAACAGCUCAUGAAAUUUGUAAAGCAGCCUCACUCCAUUUUUGACUUGUCCUGCGAAUUGAUGAUAUUUCCAAGAUGAACUGUUUGUUGUAUUUCUUCAUUGGAGCUCUGUGCCUUAAUCAAGGCUUUGCUCAGAGUACUAAUCUUCAUGAGGAGGAAGCUCCAGGAGUUGCUAAACGUUCUAUUGAUGAUGGUCCACAAAGCAUUCAACACAUCAUCCAUAGGCGAGAUGACGGAUCCAAGCCUAGCAACCCCCAUAAUCCGUUUCCUGGUGGUGGAGGCCAAACAAAUGCACUUCCUCAUAGGCGCUCCGUAGACGAUGUCUUGGCCCAUGGCGAUGGGGAUAUCAUGCCAAUUCCUCACGUCAUUCAUAAGAGGCAACAAGAGUCGUCCAAUGAAGGAUAUGAAAUACUUGAUAAUGAACCGCCCCCACCUCUACGAACAAGAGGAAAGAAGUAAAGAUGAAUCGUUUCUGGAGUCGCUAAUCUGGUGGGAUUGCCAAUUAAGUUCUGGGUUCAACGAAAUGCAGUACAGAGAAAUUAGAAGUACUGGGAUGAGAUAAUUUUGCUUAGAAAAAUAUAUAAGAGAAAGCAUGCAAAAAUUCUAAUAUUUCAUAAGGCGCCAAACAGAAUCACAAAUGGUUUAGGAAUUGAUAUUUUGAAAAUAAAUUUGUUUUGAAAAUGUAAGUCUUGAACCUUUAUCACUAUAUUACCUCUUUGGUUUAACUACAAUGAAAUCACAAUAACAUCAUUCUGUGAAAGCAAAUAUAAUAAAACAUACUAAAUUUAGCUUAUAAAUAUUGUUUGCACCCCGUUCUAAUAUUGUUUUGCAAUUAUUUGUAUUAUUUCAAAUUUUUCAAUUAUUUUGAUGGACAAACUUUAUAUUAAACGACCAUACGUUAGAUACAGCACACCGAUUGGAUGUAAUAACUAGAUUCGGUGAAUCGAAUGUUUGAAGUUUGCUUGGGUGUUAGCAUCAGCCACAACAUCGGAGUUUAGAAUGAACAUGGUGAUGCUGGUGCUUGUUUUAAACUUAGAUGGUAAAAAGUAUUAGUUUUAACGAAUGGUAUAGUAUUGUGGUAUAGCACGUUCACUCAGUAUGCCAGCUUGUCGUCCAGCAACUUGAUUCACACUCUCAAUAUCACAGUCGUAUAUUCAUCAAAUCAACCAUUGUGCAUUUCAUUUAACUCAAGACUGUAAAAGUACUCUAAGAGUAACCGAGAUAUUUGGACACCGGUCUUGAUUUACCCUAUUUUUUGUUUGUAAUGAGCUAACGUAAGUCUUCAAACCGUGUUUGCUUCCAUGUUCACUAGGUAAUUAAUUAUCAAUAUUUUACAACUGUAAUGAUUAAUCAAUGAUUAGGUGAAACACAAAUAAAAGCGACCAGACACAAA